AUGGCUUUGUUCCAAGAAACAAAAAAAUCAAGUCUAACCAACUUGAUGGUGAAAAGUGUCUGGCCUAGAGAUAGGCUUGAAUUCAUGAAUGUAGAUGUUGAAGGGUUGGCUGGUGGUUUACUUCGUAUAUGGGAUCCAGUCAUAUUUGAGCGUACUGAGUGCUGUUGCAGCAGAAACUUUCUUCUCCUAUUAGGUAAGCUUUUCAACUCCUUUGACUGUGUACUUGUUAAUAUUCAUGCUCCCAAUGACAUCAUAAGGAAAAGGAAAUUUUGGGAAUCUCUGUUAAAUUUGAAAACUUAUUUCCCCAAGCCUUGGUGUACUGGUGGUGACUUCAAUGAGAUUAGAAAUAUAGGGGAAAGUGUAGGUGUAUCACUCAGGGAUAGGGGUAUGAAGGAUUUCAACAAUUUUAUUAACAGAUGUGAGGUAGUUGAUCUUCUAUUGCUUGGCAGAAAAUACACCUGGUGCAAUGCAUUUGACGGUCAUAAGUGGAGCAGAAUAGAUAGGUUCCUUCUUAGUCCUGAAUGGCUAGAAAAAUUUAAAUUCAACCAGUGGGGUCUUGCUAGAGCCUCAUCUGAUCACUGCCCUAUUGUACUUAUGGAGGAUACUAGAGAUUGGGGGCCUAAACCAUUUAAGUUCUUAAAUGCGUGGAUGUUGCAUUUGAAUUUUGCAUCCUUUGUGGAACAUACUUGGAGUCACUCACAGUUCUCAGGGCCUGCUGGUUUCACCCUUCAGAAAAAGUUGUUUGCCCUCAAGUUGGCUCUAAAAAAAUGGAGUAAAGAGGUAUAUGGUGAUGUCUCAUCUAAGCUGCAAGUUAUUGAAAAUGAUCUUCAUCAAUUGAACUUGAAAGCUGAGAUUAGGCCUCUAGUGGAGGAAGACCUGAAGCAGCAAAGAGAGAAAAAGAACGAAAGGCAAAAUAGAAAUUCUCUCAAUUCCAUCACAGUGGGGGAUACAAUCUUUGAGGAACCAGCUCAAGUUAAAAAAGAAGUGUGGUCUUUCUUCUCCAAUCAUUUCUCCGAAGCUUGGAAGCAUAGAACGGUUCUUGUUGGAGAUUUCAAGAGUGUAAGGUUUAGCGACCAUUUUCAUUUGCUUGAGGCAGAGUUCUCUAAAGAAGAAGUUUGGGCAGCUAUAGCUGAUUGUAAUGGGAACAAAGCUCCAUGGGAACAAAGCUCCUGGGCCGGAUGGCUUUAA
Camellia sinensis is the source of this 1188-nucleotide messenger RNA. The record is from RefSeq and is a predicted model, not a curated record. Lineage: Eukaryota; Viridiplantae; Streptophyta; Magnoliopsida; Ericales; Theaceae.